Messenger RNA from Nycticebus coucang (slow loris), 2322 nucleotides. RefSeq names its product RALY RNA binding protein like (gene RALYL). The coding region runs from base 489 to 1364 and encodes 291 amino acids. NCBI's taxonomy places the organism in Eukaryota, Metazoa, Chordata, Mammalia, Primates, Lorisidae. Gene Ontology annotation, molecular function: RNA binding. The record is from RefSeq and is a predicted model, not a curated record. The transcript is spliced from 10 exons. Gene Ontology annotation, cellular component: nucleus.
GUGCGUGUGCUCAGCCUCAGCGUGAGGGGCACCUGCUUGUCUGGGCUCACAGCGGAGGCAGCCGCGCUGGGAGCUGCCGCUGCCGCUGCCGCUACUUCCACCCCUGGUGCUGCCGCUCGCAGGCGCUGGGCUCCCCGCUGUCCUCGCCGCCACCGCCGCCGCCGCCUCGCCAGCCAGAGUUGGGCUCCUCGGGCUUCCCCUCUCGCAGCCUCGGUUCUUCCCGGUUGUCUGCAAGUCAGCCUGGCGCCGAGUCACGUGUCAGUGCCUGAGGCAGAGACUGAGAGAAAAAAACGCGCUUCAUUCCUUCUUCCACCGCCAUACUGUAUUUUAUACUAAAUCUCAUUUUUAUUCCAACAUUUUACUCCCGCUCGUGGAAGGUUUUUCUGGAAAAAAAAAAUGAAGUGCCGUUUGGUUUCCUUGUCAACGGAGGAUGAAGUGAACAGCUGAGCAGCUCAAAGAGAGCAGGAUUAAAACAAAGUGAGUCAACCAUGACUGGCAAAACACAGACCAGCAACGUCACCAAUAAGAAUGACCCCAAGUCCAUCAACUCCCGUGUUUUCAUUGGAAAUCUAAAUACAGCCAUUGUGAAGAAAGUUGACAUUGAGGCCAUUUUUUCAAAGUAUGGAAAAAUAGUUGGAUGCUCUGUUCACAAAGGUUAUGCAUUCGUACAGUACAUGAGUGAGCGGCACGCCAGAGCUGCAGUGGCUGGAGAGAAUGCCAGGGUCAUCGCAGGCCAGCCACUUGAUAUCAACAUGGCAGGAGAACCCAAACCAUACAGACCAAAACCUGGAAACAAGCGGCCCCUUUCUGCACUUUACAGACUUGAAUCAAAGGAGCCUUUCCUGUCUGUUGGUGGUUAUGUCUUUGACUAUGAUUACUACAGAGAUGAUUUCUACAAUCGGUUGUUUGACUACCAUGGGCGUGUGCCGCCACCUCCUCGAGCUGUAAUUCCACUGAAGCGUCCCCGAGUGGCUGUCUCAACAACUCGCAGGGGGAAAGGAGUCUUUUCCAUGAAAGGUGGAUCAAGAUCUGCUGUCAGCGGGUCUUCAGGCUCUAAAUUGAAAUCCGAUGAGGUGCAGACAAUCAAGAAAGAAUUAACCCAGAUCAAAACUAAAAUUGACUCCUUGCUAGGGCGCCUGGAGAAGAUUGAGAAGCAGCAGAAGGCGGAGGCAGAAGCUCAGAAGAAGCAAUUGGAAGAGAGUAUAGAGCUGAUCCAAGACGAAUGUGUGUCAGAGAAUGCAGAUCACUCUGCAGAGGAGCCUGCUGAAGGAGGGCCAGAUGCGGAUGGAGAAGAGAUGACUGAUGGGAUAGAGGAGGACUUCGAUGAAGAUGGGGGUCAUGAGCUGUUUCUACAGAUAAAGUGAUCUGAAGUAACGUGUGAUGCUGCAAAGCAGAAAAGAGAAACUGUGACAACCCCCAGAAAUGUGAAAGGAGGUUUCUUACUGGAUAGCAGCAUCUUUGGUUCAAUUUAUAUAAAAACCCAAAUAAAUAAAAUGGACAGUAUUGCUCAGUUUUAGAAAUUCCAUUUCUUCUAUGUUCUAAGCUGUAUAAUUGUCAGGUUUUUAUGGUUUAAGUCAUAAAUGUGUUUUCCCCUUUGCUAAUUAUGUUUUUUUUUUAAGUCUUAAAAUGUGAAAGACAUUGAUGAAUGGUAAGGGAGACACUAUAUACAAAUGUAUAUUUGUAAAAGCUAUUUUUAUGAUUAGCAUGUUUCACUGUUGAUCAUAUAUAAAGUCAGGUGAUAUUGCAGUUCUACAUUUAAAGCUUAUUUCCCACAAUGUCAUGUAAGAAAAGACACAUCUUAUGCUAGUUUUUAUAAUUUAUUUUUAAUUUAUGGUUUAAAAUAUUUCAGAUCAUAAGGAUAAAAUACUUGAAAAGUUAUAUUUCUGCCCUCUAUAAGCACCAUUUUUAUUAAUAAAGAAUGCAAAUAUUUCAAAUAUGUUACAAUAGUUAAGGGACUGUUGGCUUGACCUGUGAUUAAGUUGAGCAUGCUCCACUCUACUGAACUAAAGUGAUCUAAUUAUUAUGUAAUACUUAAGUCUGGCUGUGAGAUUCCUUGGACAAGUUUUAAUGCUCUUAUAGGUGAGAACUAGAUUGCCAAGGAAAAGAUUGUCUGAUCUUUAGAUCCCAAAGUUUAAAUUAGUGCAUACAUCACUUCACUUCCUGUCCUAUUCCUAGGAAUUCUCAACUCCCAUGUAUUGCAAGUGUUUUCCAGAUUCUCUUAGCUGUUGUCUUGUGCUGUGGAAAUGGAAGAAACCAUCUUCACAGACUGUAGGAGAAUUCAGCAUAUAAUUUCUUAAUAAAUACUGUUUCUUUUAAAACAAA